AUGUCCUCUUCAUCCAUUGGCUUCACAGCCGUGAUUCAGAAUCAUACCAAAGCGCCCGGGGUACGAAGAUGCCCUAUACUCUCCGCCUCCAAGCCCGCCGAAGCUACCGGUGCAACCGUCAGGAAUCCCCUAUUUGCAACUUUACAGGCCUCAGGAAUAAGCCCGCCUAGACUGGACCGCUUUGAUGCAGCCCCGACGCCGUCCCAGGGAUUAAAUUCCAGCCCCGGCGACCGAGCCGGUCUGGCCGCUGGGCGUGCAGGGCACGUACCAAGCAGAAACAGUCGGCGUCGCCGGAUGAGACGGGUGGCGUAA
Molecule: messenger RNA, 312 nt
Organism: Penicillium macrosclerotiorum
Lineage: Eukaryota; Fungi; Ascomycota; Eurotiomycetes; Eurotiales; Aspergillaceae
Exons: 1
Coding region: 1-312 (103 amino acids)
Source: RefSeq, a predicted model, not a curated record